AUGGGCGCUGACGACGAUGAGAAGCAUAUGCAAGGGCACAAGCAUGAAUUCGCCCAUGAUAACCAUGAUGAUUGGGAAACUCAACCUCCCUACACGAGACCCGAUGAAGCUACUGAGAAGCGAGAGAACUUUGAAAAGAAAGUUCAUGGCUCGUGCCACUGCGGUAGAGUGCAGUAUUGGCUCAACAGCGACAAGCCUCUUGCGUCCAAGUACUGCCACUGCAUAGACUGCAAGAAGAUCCACGGUACUCCACUCAACGGUGCUCCUUUCCAGUGGGCGGCUAUCUUCAAAAAGACAGACCUCUCUUUUGAGAACGGUGUGAAGAACCUUCGCUUCUACAAGACUUCGACUAAGAAAAAUGAGCAUGUUCUUCCCUGCAAGGUCGGCUGUGCCGAGUGCGGAAGCUGGAUCAUGGAUGAGGGACGAAACAUGGUCCUUUUGUUCCCUACGCUCUUGAACCUGGACACGCCACAGUUGCGGGAGAACUUCCAGCCACAAGUGGUUGACAUUCCUGAUGGAAAGGACAAGUGGACGAAGCUCGAUAAGGACAGCGAGCUUAUGGAGGACGUUGAAGAAGUCGAUGACGUUGCUAGGAAGCGGCGGCGUUGA
Fusarium musae is the source of this 609-nucleotide messenger RNA. RefSeq lists its product as uncharacterized. The coding region runs from base 1 to 609 and encodes 202 amino acids. Gene Ontology annotation, molecular function: carbon-sulfur lyase activity. The record is from RefSeq and is a predicted model, not a curated record. Lineage: Eukaryota; Fungi; Ascomycota; Sordariomycetes; Hypocreales; Nectriaceae. The transcript has 3 exons.